Messenger RNA from Rhipicephalus sanguineus (brown dog tick), 3007 nucleotides. RefSeq names its product extracellular serine/threonine protein kinase four-jointed (gene fj). Lineage: Eukaryota; Metazoa; Arthropoda; Arachnida; Ixodida; Ixodidae. Gene Ontology annotation, biological process: cell-cell signaling. The coding region runs from base 614 to 1840 and encodes 408 amino acids. The record is from RefSeq and is a predicted model, not a curated record. The transcript has a single exon.
GAGCUGGCUGUGCAGCGCACGCGAGUAGGCAGCUUCGUACACACCACGCACCACGCGGUUCCCCCCCGACGUGUGCCUUACCCCUCCGCGCAGUGGUGGCGUACGGUCAGUUGCUGUCGAUGCGGCGGCGGCGGUGGCGGUCGCUCCACUUCAGCUGAGGGCCUAGGUAUAAAGGCGCCCCCACACCCAGUGCGGGCCGUCAGUCAGCCGUGUGACUUGGUGGCGGAUAGUGCCCGGAAGACAUGUCAUCCCGGCGGCGGUGGACCGACGCGCCAGCCACCACCACCUACGCGCAGCCGAGUCGACUUGCCCCGGGCAUCGUUGCCACACAUCGUGCGAUACGGAGCGUCCACCAGUGUUGUGCCUCGGCAGUUUGUGCUUCGUCGGUGGUGCAGUGCCGUCGUCGUUGACGGGAAUCCCGACGUUGUGGUUUGGGGUGUGCUCCUUCGGCAAUCCUGGUGAUGCUCUCCGACCUAGGUUGUUGCCGGUGAUCGACACGAGCACGUGCUGCCAUGCGCGGAGAAACCCGGCUCUUAGGAAAUCGGUUCUCCCAGUCCGCGAUCUGUUUGCUGUAAAGCGAGCGCGGACACUUCUUAUCCGGCUGCGGGGACCCAUGGAUGCAGCCAUGCGUUGGCGCAGGACUUGGCUGGCCACGGCGGGCCUCGCCUUCUGCCUCGGCAUGACCGUCGGCCUGCUGCUCCCUUUGAGGGAGCUGGCUCGCAGCGGCAACAACAGCAGCAGCAGAAAGGCGGAGGCCGGCUCGCAGCAUGAGCGGCCGGGCAAUGCGUCUUCCAGCGGCCCCCCUCGGCCGCCGACGGGGAGCGCCGCCGCAGCUUCCCGUGCGCUCAACGGAUCGGACCUGUCGCUGCUGCCUCGCCGCUCCGAGAAGGGCACGGUGCGAGGAAUUUUCUGGGCGGGACCCGUGGAGCGACUGGUCGCCGCGGGCUCUCUGGGCAGCGAAGAGGACGUGUCUCGGUGGCGGGCCACCGCCAGGAGAUCGACCGUCCGGGCCGUAUAUGAGGGAUGCGGCCGCAUGCAGAACAGGCUGAUCGUGUUCGACUCCGGUGUGCUCAGCUGUGCCCGCUACCGGCAAAACAACGACCAGAUUCAGGGCGAACUCUUCUCGUUCUACUUGUCCCGGGAGCUGGGCAUUCGCAAUCUGCCGCCCGCGCUGCUGACGCGGGCCGCCGGCCGGAGCUGGGACCCCGUCAGGUCCAGCCUUGAGUUAGCCCAGUGGCGUUCGGACAGACCUGUGGUGCUGACUAAAUUCGUGGACGACUUGGUGCCCACGUUCAUUCCGGAGGAAUUCCGGUCGCCCACCACUCGACGGCUGCAUCCGCCCGACGUCGCUAACAAGACACAGAAAGAGAUACGAGACUUGGUCCAGUGGUCGGACCUGAUUGUCUUCGACUACCUCACUGCGAACCUGGACCGCAUCGUGAACAACAUGUUCAACCUUCAGUGGAACCCGGACAUGAUGAACGCCCCCGCGCACAAUCUGGUUCGGCAAAAGACCACGGGUCUCCUAGUGUUCCUGGACAACGAGUCCGGUCUCGUGCAUGGCUACAGACUGCUGGACAAGUACGAAGUGUUCCAUCGGUCCCUGCUGGAUGCCCUUUGUGUCUUCAGGAAAGGCACGGCUGACGCCGUGGCCAGACUCGUCCGUGACAGGGACGUAGGCCGAAGACUGUACAGUGCUUUUAACAGUAGCGAUCCCGGCAUGGAUAAUUACUUGCCCUUCCUGCCAGAGCGCAGCGUCAAGAUCCUCAACAAGCGACUGGCCCAAGUGAAUUCGCAGAUACGCAGGUGCAUGGAUAAGUACGGCCACGUUCUACGGUAAAACUCCUGCCACGUAGAGGACAAUGGUACGUUGUUGGACGACUCGCAGGGGGUGAGUUGUUACGUGCGGCACAACAUGUUUGCUCUUGUGAUACGUAACGCAACGUGAAGCCGGAGAGAGUGUUUCACUGCCCGGCUAGGUGUUGCUUGCGCUGUGCGAGCGGUCUCCAAAGAUGCGUCUCGGCCCAGGCAGCGCACGGAUAGUCAAGGUGUGUUCUGACUUCCUCGUUAGUGUAACGUUAACGCGGCUAGCGUGGCGAGGCAUAGGAAAUUUGGAACACUAUUCUGUUGUACGUAGCAGGGCCUGUGCUGGCGGCGAGCCGAAGCAAUCGAAUGGGAUUACAUGACCGCCGCUGCAGCUGUAGACCAAACUUUUGUUUAUACGUAUCUACUCUAGUAAGUUGCAGACUUUGAACGUGCUCGGAGGGCUGCAGCGUUUGAGAAUUGAAUAUGUGUUUGUUAGGUAAUUUAUGAAGUGUUUCUUAUAUUUUUUUUGUGUGACUACCAUGUCUAGCGAGCAUCAAUAGUAUAAAGUUUGUCGCUGCAAGAAGAUUGAGCAGUUUAUAAUUGUCGGGCGCGUCCGAUAAGCGGAAAGCAGCUAGUUCACUAGUACCUUGUAGAAAGCCAGCGUAGAUUACUUGGUCUCCACAGUAGAGAAUUCUGAUGGCGUAAACGAAAUUUCUGAGCGAAUCUUUUCAAGAGAUCAACCGCCGUUGCUUGCAUAACCAUUCGGAAAGAUCAAGAUUAUAUGCUUGAAAGUUGAAACUCAUGUUGUCGACAGUAUAAGAAAGGAAAGUUUUUUAAAGUUAUGCGAAUAGUGGUCUUCGCUCUUUUGCUAAUGCUAUGCAAAAAUCUUGCUACUGAAUGCUUGCAACUACACAUUUUUUCAGCUAAUCGGUGUCCCGUGUCACCGUGUGAUCUCUUAACAAUGCCACACGGCGAUAACAAUGUCACAAAGCCUUCAAGUGAAAUUGUUUUUCGUCGGAAAACAAGAAGGUUCCGCAUCGUUUAGGAAUGAAGAUGCCAAAAAUAUGAAAGGGUCCUAAACGUCAAAAUAAUUCAUGCAAUUCCAACGGCUGGUUCAAACGCACUGGACAAAGAUUUUCAGCACGUUCGAAAUGCCUGAUCAUGCGUUACCUAUUUCUUUGUCGCCUACUUCUACCGUCAU